Eutrema salsugineum is the source of this 1332-nucleotide messenger RNA. RefSeq lists its product as uncharacterized. Gene Ontology annotation, molecular function: zinc ion binding. Lineage: Eukaryota; Viridiplantae; Streptophyta; Magnoliopsida; Brassicales; Brassicaceae. The transcript has a single exon. Bases 1 to 1332 code for a protein of 443 amino acids. The record is from RefSeq and is a predicted model, not a curated record.
AUGGCUCAGCGUGGGAAGCUGUUUAUAAGCCAUUUGGGCAUCAUUGAUGGUCUUACACCACAACAUGUCAAGGAUUCAAUGAAGCAUAUGUUUGGCAUCAAGAUGGAUUACACUACUUCAUACAAAUCUUUGACAUAUGCCCAACAAUUGGUCAGGGGAACAGCUGAAGAUAGAUAUGCGAGUCUCCCAGCUUACCUACAUUCAGUUAACAAAGCCAAUCCGGGAACUGUAUCAGCUCUUCAUGUAGAUUCAAUUAACAAAUUCAAAUAUCUAUUUCUCGCAUUUAGAGCAUCGAUUGCCGGUUUUCAGUACAUGAGAAGAGUUAUUGUGGUGGAUGGAUGUCAUCUAACAUGGAAAUACGAAGAUACUUUGUUGGUGGCCACCACACAAGAUGGAAACUUUCAGAUUUUUCCUCUGGCCUUUGGAAUUGUUGAUAGUGAAGAUGAUGCUUCAUGGGAAUGGUUUUUUUCUAAACUGCGUGAAUGUGUCUCAGAUGGUUAUCCUUUGGUGAUAGUUUAUGACAGACAUCUUUCUGUUAAAAAAGCUUGUCAAACUGUUUUCCCAUGGGCAAAACGAGGGAUAUGCUACUAUCAUCUACAACACAACAUAGUAACAAAGUUUAAGGGGAAGCAGUUGUUGUACUUGGUCAAACGUGUGGCUUAUGCUUACAACAUCUAUGACUACAACAUAUACAUGGCGGAGUUAAGACAGAUCAAGCCUGAGCUUGCUGACUAUUUGGAAGAAGCCGAUGUCUCCCUUUGGUCCCGAGUUCAUUUUUUUGGAGACAAAUACAAUAUUAAGACUAGCAAUGUCGCAGAGUCUAUAAAUGCUGCACUUAAUAAGGCCCAUGGCUAUCCCAUAUCAUUCCUCUUGGAUUUCAUACGAGAGAAGCUCGGUCGAUUGUUUUUAAAAUGCAGAGAGGAUGCUUUGAGUCUCACAACACAUAAUACUCGGGGAGUGGAGUAUUUUCUGGCGAUUCAUGGACAUUAUGCAGAUGCAAUGGAGGUGGACCGAAUUGACACUUGGAGAUACUAUGUGAAAGGAGUAACCAGGAAUUGUAUUGUUGAUUUGGAACAUGCAAUGUGUGAAUGUGGUGUGUUUUAUAUCGAGAAAAUCCCAUGUUCACAUGCUAUUUCAGCUGCAUUAGCCGGUGGGAUAGCUGUGGAUUCCCUUGUAUGUCCUACUUACUCGAAAAACUACUUGUUUGCUGCAUACUCCGCCAACAUAUAUCCCCAAAUUUCAGAGGUCCAAGGAGUCCAACUAUCAAUAUGUCUGCCACCAGACAUUCGCCGCAAACCAGGCAGACGGAAGAAGUUUCGGUGGCAAUCAUGA